Molecule: messenger RNA, 2987 nt
Organism: Bufo gargarizans (Asiatic toad)
Lineage: Eukaryota; Metazoa; Chordata; Amphibia; Anura; Bufonidae
Gene: NEU1
Product: neuraminidase 1
Exons: 6
Coding region: 139-1290 (383 amino acids)
Biological process (GO): oligosaccharide catabolic process; ganglioside catabolic process
Cellular component (GO): cytoplasm; lysosome; membrane
Molecular function (GO): exo-alpha-sialidase activity
Source: RefSeq, a predicted model, not a curated record
AUGACCGGAGCCAGGUCAUGUGACUGGUGACUGGAGAGUCCGUCAGCUGUCAGGAAGCUGCGCUCAGGGUCCUGGAGCGGGACGUGAUGUCCGCCGAGCAGCUGCCGCCGCAAUAGAGGAAGGGAGGAGGGCAACACUAUGGGCGACACUACCUCCAUAGCCCUGCUGGUGAUCUACCUGCUGAGCGUGGGCAGCGGUGCCCCCCUCGCCCAGGUAGCCCCAGUCAUCGCGAUGGAGCAGUUGCUGUGGGUCAGCGGACGAAUGAUUGGGGAGGUGGACACGUACCGCAUCCCCCUGAUCACCUACACCCCCCGGGGGCAUCUCCUGGCAUUUUCGGAAGCCCGGAAACAUUCCGCCUCUGACUUGGGGGCAAAGUUCAUCGCCACGCGGCGCUCACAGGAUGGCGGUUACACCUGGGGUCCAACCUCCUUCAUCGUGGACGAUGGGACGGCCUCGGACGGCCUCAAUCUCGGCGCUGUGGUGGUGGAUGACGAGACCAAGAACAUAUUCUUGGUCUACACGUUGUGCGCCCACUACCUCCAGUGCGGGGUCUCCAGCGUCAUGGUGACCAACAGCUCGGAUGAUGGCAUCACCUGGAGCAAUCCAAGGAACAUCUCCCGAGAGAUUGGCACCAAAAUGUUUUCUCCCGGUCCAGGAUAUGGCAUCCAGAAAAAGUUUGCCCCCAUGAAGGGGCGUCUCAUUGUCUGCGGUCAUGGGACACUGGACGAGGACGGGAUCUUCUGUCUUUUAAGCGACGACCAUGGGAACAGCUGGAAAAAGGGGGGAAAUUUGGAGGGGCUGCCAUUCAAGCAACAGAAGAGGCAAGGGGACUUCAGCCCGGAUGAGUGUCAGCCCUAUGAGCUCCCAGAUGGCACCGUGGUGAUAAACGCCCGCAACCAGUACUACUAUCACUGCCACUGCCGCAUUGUGGCCUUCUCCAUGGACGGCUGUGACACUCUUCCUCUGGAAAAUGUCCGCUUCGACGAGGGCUUGCCAGACCCAGCGGUGGCAGCCGGCGCGUUAUACAAAGGCGGCAUCACCUACUUUGUCAACCCAGCCAGUCAGGCGCAUAGAGUCAAUCUCACUCUACGUUGGAGUUUCAACUCUGGGGACUCUUGGGAGCAGGACUCCAUCCAAAUCUGGCCGGGACCCAGCGGCUACUCAAGCCUCACCACCCUGUCCCGUCACCUGGAGGACAACGAGAACAUCUUUAUCAUCUACGAGAAAGGAAGACGAGACAUCACAGAGUCCAUCGCCGUGGUGAAGGUCAACCUAUACGGCAACAUCUGAGAUGAAUGGACUCUUUGGGUCAUCAGAGUCCUCUUUGUACACUCAUUAAAGGGACUGUCCACUUUAAUAAUCACUUUUUUAGAUGGCCUGUUAUCAAACAUGGAGGUCCAGCUUUCAAGACCUCCGUUAAUUAGCCACAGCUCCUACAAAGAUGCCUCUUGGAGGACCACCAUUGCAUUGGAGGUGUUGUGAGAUAUUCAAGUAGUUCCCCUGAUGGAGUGGAGAUCCCGUUGAAGUGGACAGUCCCUUUAAGCUCUUAAAGGAAUUUUCCACCAAAGACUUUUAUGGCGUAUAAAGUAAACUGUUGGGGAUCUGGUCGUCAGGACCCCCCUGCUGAUUAGGAGAACUAGACUGCCAGGUACCUGUUCCUGGUGCCCAGUUGUCAAAGUCUUUGGUGAGAAGACCCCUUAAAUUGGUUCACUGGUUAAGGCCUCUUUCACACGACCGUAUGGCUUUUUCAGUGUUUUGCGAGCAGUUUUUUCCGGAUCCGUUUUUCCGUAUGACCUAUACAGUAAUUACAUAGAAAAAAUUGGGCUGGGCAUAAAAUUUUCAAUAGAUCGUUCCGCAAACACAGAACUGAUACGGAAGACGUAAGGAUACAUUUCCGUAUAUGUUCCGUUUUUUUUUUUUUUCGCAAACCCAUUGACUUGAAUGGAGCCAGGAAACGUGAUUUGCGGGCAUUAAUAGGACAUGUUCUAUCUCUAAACGGAAUGCAUAUGGAACACAUUCAGUUUUUUUGGAGGAACCAUUGAAAUGAAUGGUACUGUAUACGGAACGGAAAAAACGGGCCGUAAACGUGUGAAAGAAGGCCUAAAUCUGGACUUUUAUUUUAUUAAUCAGUCUUUCUCCAGUUUUACAGCUUAUUUCCGGCACUAAGCGCUUAUUUCCAGUUUGGAUGCGGGCUAAAAAAAAAUUGAAAAUACGUAUGAACGUUGAUUUCUGGUCACCUUCGCGGAAUUUUUUUUUUUAAACCAUUUGAUUUGAGGUAAAAAUGGACACAAUGUAACUGCAGAAAUCAGUUCACAGAUAAGAGUUUUGCAGAGAUGUAGCCGCGCUGAGUUUGUCAUUUAGCACUUUGUGAUGAUUGAGGUUUUUCAUAGCUAUGGUAGAACAUCCUACUGCAAUACUUUGCCUCUUGAGGGUUAUCAAGAUCUACCUGCAGUGCAGCAUACACAUUGGGCUCUGCUACAUCUUUAUCGACGGUGAAUAGAUAUUAUUUUCUAUGGUGGGGGGCUUAUAUACCGCAUAGGACAUUAGAGAGACUGUCACAGCACAAUUCUUCGGCGUAGCUAGGUGACCUUGCCACUCGGGACUCAGCCCCCUAGAUGGAUGGUUACCCAGUGUCCUCAGAGACACAUACUGGUCUCCAGCCGAUGGCCACCCAUAAGCACAUCCUGACGUCCUCGACCACUGCGUUAUAUGGGGAAGUCCAGAAUUAGAAGAACAUGGCUGCUUUCUUCCAGUGUCACACUUCUGCUCCCUUUAAGUGAAUAGGACUAACCUGCAAUACCACACUCAGCCUGUGGACAGGUGUGGCGCUGUUUCUGGGGGGAAAGCAGUCCUUUCUCUAAUCCUGGACAACCCCUUAUUAUAAAUGUUUACAGGUCGUAUGUUGGAGAUUAUUGAAUGGAUUUCUCAUCUCAUAAACCAAAAAAAUCCACAUCAAUUUGUAAUUAAUAAAUUAUUUUUGGAAUUUA